Amoebophrya sp. A120 is the source of this 2668-nucleotide messenger RNA. The record is from the annotation of a GenBank genome assembly. Lineage: Eukaryota; Dinophyceae; Syndiniales; Amoebophryaceae.
CACAACUGAGUUCCGAAGAUUUGUAUGACAAGGAACAAACGAGUUUCGAUGGUGCGCUCUUUGUUCUGAAGUGAUGACAAUCUACUGCGAUCUAAAUUCGGUACGAUGAAACCGGAAAUACACUGGAUUUGGAGACAAAUAAACCGCGAGAAGAUCUUGCAGAUGAAAUGUAGUUCGCACGAUCCAUCACAUUCAAUUUUAAAACCCCUCAUAAACAUAAUCCUUCCGACCCUCACCCACCACCACCACAGGGACCAAAGAAGGGAAGAAUAACCUCUUCUUAACGCACUUCCGUUCUCAAACGGGAAUUUAAGUCUCAGCACUAACGCAUCAAGUCACAAACAAAAACCUCUACCACAAAAUGUCGCAUCGUAAGUUCGAGUGCCCGCGCCACGGAAACUUGGGUUUCCUCCCGAAGAAGCGCACCAAGCACCAUUACGGCAAGAUCAAGUCCUUCCCGAAGGACGACGCUUCCAAGGCCUGCCAUUUAACUGCUUUUAUGGCCUUCAAGGCUGGCAUGACCCACAUUGUGCGCACCGUCGCCCGCCCGGGUUCCAAGGUCGACAAGAAGGACGUCGUGGAGCCGGUCACCAUCCUGGAGGCCCCGCCGAUGGUCGCCGUUGGUUUCGUCGGAUACGUGGAGACCCCGCGUGGUCCGCGCGCACUGACCACCGUCUUCGCCGCCCACUUGGCCGACAACUUGAAGCGUCGCUUCUACAAGAACUGGUAUAAUUUUUCUAUCACAGGAAGAUGAUGAACUUGUGAUGUUGCGAUUUAAGUAGAUAAACCGGACUACUAGAGGCUCUCCUCAUGUAGUCAUCUCAAAGCAAGAUUAUGCUGACGCUCUUUUUACAGCGAGGUUGACAGUAAACUUUGAGUAGGAGUUUCAUCUCAUGCAGACUUGACAACGAUUUUUAUUUUUCCUCUCCUCAUGCGUGAUUGCUUAUACUUUUGUCAAAAAACAGGUACAAGUCCAAGAAGAAGGCGUUCUCCCACUACCAGAAGAAGUUCGAGGCCAACGAGAUGGACGCCCAGAUCGACCGCGCCAAGAAGUACUGCAAGACCAUCCGUCUGUUGUGCCACACCCAGGUCGACAAGUGCAAGCUUGGCCAGAAGAAGGCGCACUUGAAGGAGAUCCAGAUCAACGGUGGCUCCGACAUCUCUGCCAAGGUAUAAACAAACACUGUUAUAGGAUUUUGGCAUAGAAAAGAUGACGUAGGAGUAGGAGAGGGCGUCGUAAUGUGAAGAGUCAUUUAUGAUCAUGUAGUUGUCCUAGUUCAACCACCAGCAUGUCGGUAGUUUUCUACAGAGAGUCGCCUUUUUCUUACUUUCUCAUGUUGUUUUCGCAUUACAAAUUGCGUUUCUCCUACCCACAGGUCGACUUCGCUAAGGGUCUGUUCGAGAAGGAGGUGCGUGUCUCGGACGUCUUCAAGAAGGACGAGAUGAUCGACAUCAUCGGCGUGACCAAGGGUCGCGGUAUCGACGGCGUCGUCACCCGUUGGGGCGUCACCCGCCUCCCCCGCAAGACCCACCGUGGUCUCCGCAAGGUCGCCUGUAUCGGUGCCUGGCACCCGGCCCGCGUGCAGUUCCAGGUCCCGCGUGCGGGUCAGAACGGCUACCACCACCGAACCGAAAUCAACAAGAAGAUCUACCGCAUCGGAAACAAGGUAAAGAAUCUUAUUUUUUGAUUCGCUUCUUCUUGCACGGGAGACUGUGUGUUUCGAUCUUUUGCUGUUUUAAUACUAGCAUGAGAACUACUUCGAGAACUAUUAUAUCGGUUACGGUUUUACUUCUGUUUGCAAAAUUGACGUAAUCGUACAACUCGGAAUGUGUUUGUCCAUGGAUAAUUAUAUCACAACAUCUUUCUUCUCAUCCCCCUUCCCGCACUACAAAUCCCAACAGGAGGACGAGCACGACGCGAACACGACCCACGAUCUGACCGACAAGAACAUCACCCCGCUCGGUGGGUUCCCGCACUACGGUGAGAUCAAGGAGGACUGGCUGAUGAUCAAGGGCUCCGUCGCCGGAACCAAGAAGCGCUGCGUCACCCUGCGUCAGUCCCUGCUCCCGCAGACCAAGCGCGCCGCCCUGGAAGAGAUCACCCUGAAGUUCAUCGACACUUCCUCCAAGAUCGGACACGGCCGCUUCCAGACCUACGAGGAGAAGCGCAAGUUCUACGGACGCGUCAAGAAGGACUAAGUGGACUGGUAGUACGAGGAUUGGAAAAGAUUUGUCACUCAAAUUAUGUGUGGAUUCACAUUUUUUGGUAGAAUUUUGUUCCUACACAAAGGAUCUCGUGCUAUUUUGUACGCGGCUAGUAGCGCAGCUGUGGUAGGCCGUGUGAAAGUCGCCUCUGCAGAGUAGAAUUUUACUUGAUUAUGUCUUGGGUAGCACGGCAUCCUAGAAGAUGCGGAUAGACUGAGACAAACAAAACAAGACAUUCGUUGGCAAGGCUGUUUGGAACAAUUCUGUCAGAAGCUAAGUACAUCGUACGGCAUGAUGACAAGAAAGGUUCGGAUAACAGCAGGACAACAACAAUUCCCAGAGGUGAAGAAUGGAAAUGUUAAGAAAUUGAAGGUUAUUUUCUCAAUUCCUUUCAAGAAAACAGAGGGCUGCCGUGUGUCCCGAGCAGCUGCACUGCGGGCACUGGCAAGCCGGUGGAGUAGCG